CCCUAGUCUUGCAGUGCGCUUCGCUCUAUACACACGCUGACAAAGGGCCCUCCCUGAUUUUUUUCUCGAAUCAAGAGACACGAUGACGUCAUCCACAGCCAGAGGAGUUGGCGUGUUUUCCUUAGUCUGUUUCCUGCUGAUCGCCUCUGCCUCUGCGCGUCCUCAGCUCGGGGAUAUCUUAGGCUCGCUCGUUGAAACUUUCGUAGAGAAUGCAAUCAAGACCACAGAAAUUACGAUUCUUGAUAACUAUUGCCUAUUGAGCCGCAGUCCUUAUUUGAAGAAGUUUGAAGUUCAUUACAGAGCUGAGCUGAAGUGUCCCGGAUGGACUACCAUUGUCGGGAAAGGUCGAGACCACACGAACCCUACCAACUCGGAACUGGCUGCCAUCAAGGAUUUCAUAGGUCAGGCUCUUAAAAAGGGUCUCGUGACUGAUGAGGAAGCUGCACAGUAUCUCUAAGACCGAUUUUUUUUCUUUCUCCUGACGACCAAUGGCGAAUAGAAAUGUUGUUAUUUUCCCUUUGUUUGUAAGGGACAGCGAACUUAAAUUAAAUAAGGGCGUUUUCCUUCACAUCCGUGUCGGAGAUCGUGAAGGAAAAUAAGUUUAUUUUAUGAAUAUGAUAAUUGCUAUUGGAUCAAUUUAUUUGCAAACCGACUGUUAUUUUUAAAGAGUUGCAUGUCAAUAUUAACUAGUCUAUAUGAAAAGGUAUGUUUACGUUUUAAAAGGAAAAAUUCCGCUGCAUUUAUCUAUCAUGGGAAUCUUUUAGAAUAUGUAAUCCCAAAAUGACCUAAAUUUUAUAAUGAUAAAAUAAAAGUAAUAUCAAUUUUUCUGUCUCUCUUUCUUUGUUAAUAAUGGACACUGAACUCUGAACUUUUAAAAUAAAAAAGCGGUCCUUUAUUAUCAAAGGCUUUGGGAAUUAAAUCAAAUAUGUAUUACCUUCGGUAAACUUUUUUUUCACCAAAACAGAUGUGUGUGUUUUCCGUUUCCAUCGUGUUCUAAAUCAAUAAAUCCCAGCAUUUUCACUGGUAAUAAACCGAUUUCUCCAAUUUCACAUCUCAAUCAAAGACGGGGUAUGCAAUUAAAUAAAGGACAAAUACAU
This is a messenger RNA of Penaeus monodon (black tiger shrimp), 1097 nucleotides long. Its product is annotated as anti-lipopolysaccharide factor-like. The coding region runs from base 83 to 457 and encodes 124 amino acids. The record is from RefSeq and is a predicted model, not a curated record. Lineage: Eukaryota; Metazoa; Arthropoda; Malacostraca; Decapoda; Penaeidae. The transcript is spliced from 4 exons.